Molecule: messenger RNA, 8504 nt
Organism: Neofelis nebulosa (Clouded leopard)
Lineage: Eukaryota; Metazoa; Chordata; Mammalia; Carnivora; Felidae
Gene: DIDO1
Product: death inducer-obliterator 1
Exons: 17
Coding region: 417-7016 (2199 amino acids)
Biological process (GO): DNA-templated transcription; apoptotic signaling pathway
Cellular component (GO): nucleus
Source: RefSeq, a predicted model, not a curated record
GAGAGUCAAAAGGCGUCGGCCGAGUCUGGGCAAGAUGGCCGCCGUCGAGGUGUCGUUGCGGGGGAACUUCGUGCAAGGAUGGCGACAUCUAGACUGAGUCGGAGGCGAAGGUCCCAGCUCCCUUUCCGUCAUUUGUGAGCUUACUCCAUGCGAAUAGUCUCGAUAAUCUUCAUUGUUAUUUGUGAACCUUGACUGACAACAGCAGUGUUUGAGGCCUAGUGGUUUACUUGGACCAGGCGAUUCCAUCUGCCAGGUGUUUGGACCUCCAGAGAAAGUGUCCAAGCUUUCAGUGUUCCGGCAGGUUGUCAUUCCAUAGCAGUCCUUCCCCUACACUGGAACAUGGCAUAGAAUCUGAGUCCGCAGUAGCAUUUAAAUGUGAUUGAAGCCUGGGAAGCUUGGGAAAAAAUUCUCAAGGUAUGGAUGAAAAAGGUGGCCCGAGCAAUGAGGAAGCACCCAAGGCCAUCAAACCCACCAGCAAAGAAUUCAGGAAAACGUGGGGCUUUCGAAGAACCACCAUCGCCAAGCGAGAGGGUGCCGGGGACGCCGAGGCGGACGCUCUGGAGCAGCAGCCCCAGCAGGGCCUUUCCUUGCGGCGCAGCGGGAGGCAGCCGAAGCGGACCGAGCGCGUGGAAGAGUUUCUCACGACGGUCCGACGGCGAGGAAGGAAGAAUGCGCCCGUCUCCCUGGAGGACUCCGGCGAGCCAGUGUCUUGUCCCGUCACGGACGUGGAGACGGCAUCGGAAGGGAGCGUGGAGAGCACGUCAGAGGGGAAGGGCGGGCCCACGGCAGGCUCCGCGGGGGACAAGGAGCAGCCGGCCGCCCCCACAAAGGCCAAAGGGGGUGAGGGCGAGGACGACACCUCUGACAGCGACAGCGACGGGCUGACUUUGAAGGAACUGCAGAACCGCCUGCGGAGACAGCGGGAGCAGGCGGCGGCCGACAGAUCCCCCAGGAGCCUCCAGAGCCGCCUGCGGAGGAAGCGCCGAGAGCAGGGUCCCACGCAGACCGGCGGCACGGAGGCGGCCGGUGCCACAGAGAGCUCGCUGCCCCGCGAGCAGGAGCCCGAGGCCGAGCAGGGCGCCGUGUCGGAGGCCGAGAAAGACGGCGGAGAGCAGGAGCCGGAAGGGAAGGCGGCUCAGGGGAUGGAAGGCAGAGACCCCAGGGACACGGGCCGGCAGCGGCCCGAGUGUGAGGCCUAUGAGCCCAACGCUCUGUACUGCAUAUGUCGUCAGCCGCACAACAACAGGUUUAUGAUCUGCUGUGACCGAUGUGAAGAGUGGUUUCACGGCGACUGUGUGGGCAUCUCCGAGGCUCGGGGAAGGCUCCUGGAGCGCAACGGCGAGGAUUACAUCUGCCCGCACUGCACCAUCCUGCAGGUGCGGGACGACGCGGAGCCCGAGGGCACAGAGCAGCAGGAGGCUGGGUGCGGGCCCGCAGACUCAGACGGUGCCGACUGCACCAGCAUGGGGACGGUGGAGCAGAAGUCCAGUGAGGACCAAGGAAUAAAGGGCAGAAUUGAGAAAGCUGCAAACCCCAGCAGCAAGAAAAAGCUCAAGAUAUUCCAGCCCGUGGUAGAGGCUCCUGGUGCCUCAAACUGUAUCGGCCCCGGGUGCUCGAACGUGGCGCAGCCUGACUCGGUUUACUGCAGCAGUGACUGUAUUCUGAAACACGCCGCGGCUACUAUGAAAUCUCUAAGUGCGGGUAAAGAACAAAAACCAAAACCUAAAGACAAGACCAAGAUGAAGCCAGAGAAGCUCGUUCUCCCGAAAUGUAGCGUCCAGGCAGGCGUGCGAAUCUCUUCUGUGCAUAAGAGACCAGCUCCAGACAAGAAAGAAAACAUAGCGAAGAAGGCGACAGUGGCCCCUUCGAGGAGCGAGGUGUUCGUGAAGGAAGCGACCUGUGAGGGCACGCCGUCCUGGGCAAGCGACCACAAUUACAAUGCAGUAAAGCCAGAACAGACUGCUGCCCCCUGGCCACCACUGUUGUAUAAAUCCAUGAAGGAGGACAGGCGUGUGGAGGAGAAGACUGCAGUGGUGGCUGUUGGGCCGAAGAAGAUGGCCCCUCCGGGCUCCUCGGCAGGCGGCAAACAACCUUCACCCAGAAACCUCCUGCCGAAGAAGUCCCCUCCCUUCGCAAACGCAGCAGCAGCCAAAGUGGCCAGCAAGAAGUCACCGUCGGGCUUCAAGGGCACCAUACCCAAGAGGCCGUGGCUCUCGGCUGCCCCGCCGGGUGGCGCCCCCACCGCCAAGCAGGCCAGGCUGGCACCUGGGGCUGCCACGUCCGCUUCCAAGAAGUCACCGGGCUCUGCCGCGUUGGCGGGGGCCCUCAGGAAGCCGGUGGCCACCUCCGGCCCCUUGGCUCCUCCAGCCCCAGGACGCCUGGGGGCCUCGAGCCCUGCCCUGUCGCAGCCAAAUUCACAGAUACGGCAGAACAUAAGACGCUCCUUGAAGGAGAUUUUGUGGAAAAGAGUCAACGACAGUGAUGACCUAAUCAUGACGGAAAACGAAGUAGGAAAAAUUGCCCUCCAUAUUGAGAAAGAGCUGUUUAACUUGUUCCAAGUCACAGACAAUCGCUACAAGAGUAAAUACCGCAGCAUCAUGUUCAACCUCAAGGAUCCCAAAAAUCAGGGCCUCUUCCAUCGUGUUCUGCGUGAGGAGAUCUCUUUGGCAAAACUUGUGAGGAUGAAGCCAGAAGAACUCGUGUCCAAAGAGCUGUCCACGUGGAGGGAGCGGCCCACAAAGCCUGCGAUGGAGUCCAGAAAUAAGCAGCACGGUGACAGUAAACAGACCACCGUUAAACGGGACGCUGUGCCCAACAUGGAGGACUCGCCACCCGUGUCCGAUUCAGACGAGCAGCAGGAGUCCGUGCGAGCCGUCCCCGAGCAGAGCGCCGCGCCCCUCCUUGACAUCUUCAGCAGUAUGUUGAAAGACACCACGAGUCAGCACCGGGCACAUCUGUUCGACCUGAACUGUAAAAUUUGUACAGGUCAGGUUCCGUCAUCGGAAGAUGAACCGGCUCCAAAAAAGCAAAAGCUGUCCACUUCUAAGAAGGAAGAGUUGAGAUCCAAGUAUGACACCACUCCUUCUGAGCCAGUUCUUAGCUCGGCUGAUGACGUGGUUCCAGAAGCUCUGCCUGAAAGUGCCUCCGAGCCAGACCUGGACAGUGCUGCUUCGCACGCACACUUGGAGAGAAAGUAUUUCCCUGUGCCGCCGGGAGACAGCCACCCGGAGCCUUCUGCCCUGGAAGGCCCCUCCUGCCCGGCCACCUGCGGGGGCCCGGUGCUCACCACGGUCACGGUGUCUGGCCGAGACCCCAGGACCGCGCCAGGCGGGUCGUGCGCAGUCACGGCCCCUGCAGCAGCCCGCCCUGACGGCGCCCACCCAGUGGAAUCCCGACAGGAGGUCCUGAAGCCUGCCGUGACCUCGGUGACAGUGCCCAAGUCCAUACUGGCGAAGCCGUCCUCGUCCCCCGAGCCCAGAUACCUCCUGCCGGUGCCACCGUCACCACGCGUCAGCCUCUCCGAGUCAAGGUCCCCUCCGGAAGGAGAUACGACCCUCUUUUUGUCUCGACUCAGCACCAUUUGGAAAGGAUUCAUUAACAUGCAGAGUGUAGCAAAAUUUGUCACUAAGGCGUAUCCCGUCUCAGGGUGCUGUGACUAUCUCAGCGAGGACCUGCCAGACACGAUUCACAUUGGCGGAAGGAUCGCGCCCAGGACAGUCUGGGAUUAUGUCGGCAAGCUCAAAUCCUCUGUGUCUAAGGAGCUGUGUCUCAUCCGCUUCCACCCCGCGACCGAGGAGGAGGAGGUGGCCUAUAUCUCUCUCUACUCCUAUUUUAGCAGCCGCGGCCGCUUCGGUGUCGUAGCUAAUAACAGCAGGCACGUCAAGGACCUCUACCUGAUCCCGCUGAGCGCCAAGGACCCUAUUCCAUCCAAACUCUUGCCCUUUGAGGGACCAGGUCUUGAGUCACCGCGCCCCAACAUCAUCCUCGGGUUGGUGAUCUGUCAGAGAAUAAAACGCCCUUCAAGUGCUGGAGAAUUAGAUAAGGUAGAAGAGAAGCGGACCCGACUUCAGACCCAAGAAGAAACGGAGGUUUCUGUCUAUCCCAAAGUGCCUGCGGCCCCGCAGUCUGAGAGGAAACCCCCCAAGCUCCAGGUCUGCUCCGGGGACGUGGCCGGCAGCACCACACCCCCAGGGACUCCUCCCCCGCCGCCCCCUCUGCCCGAGCCACCCAGUGCCCCGGCGUCGUCGUCCGUGUUGAAAAUCCUGUCGUCGCUCAAACCAGGAGCCACGAGCACUAGCACGGCGUCCUCACCCGCCACCGCGGCCGUCACCGUGGCCUCUCCCUCCGCCAACCCCUCCACCUCGAAGACAGCCUCACCCCUGGAACACAUCCUGCAGACGCUCUUUGGGAAGAAGAAGUCCUUUGACCCCCCUGCCAGAGAGCCCGUGGGGUCCACACCGGCCUCCCACCAAGACCCCGAAGCCACGGCCGACAGCGGGCUGCCCGCGGCGCCUUUACUGGACCCGAUCGUCCAGCAGUUCGGUCAGUUCUCAAGAGACAGAGCUCUGGAGGACGAGGAAGAUGACAGACCGUAUGACCCCGAAGAGGAGUACGGGCCCGACAGAGCCUGUGACGCUCAGCUCGAGCGCGGGAGGCGCCCCAAUGGGGACAAGGCCCCGGAGACGGCCGAGCGGGAGGAGGUGGCCUAUGACCCGGAGGAUGAGACCAUCUUGGAAGAGGCCAAGGUGGCCAUCGACGACCUGCCCAACAGGAUGUGUGCGGACGGGAAGGGCGGCUCCGCCGAGAGGCCCGGCGAGCCCACGGCCCCCGGAGCGGCCCCCUCCCUGGUCGAGCAGCAGCAGAUGAUCGAAGAGCUCAACAAGCAGAUUGAGGAGCAGAGGAGGCAGGUGGAGGAGCAGGAAGCCGCGCUCCGGCAGCAGAGGGCCGCCGUGGGGGCCUCCAUGGCGCACUUCUCCGUGGCCGACGCGCUGCUGUCGCCGCCUCCGAAGUCCCUGCCCCAGGCCGAGCUGUUCCCGCCAGAGCAGCAGGUCGCGUGCCGCCCGUCCGCACUCCCCGGCGCCCCUGCGGGGGCGGGGGCGGGGGCGGGCCCCGGCUGCGACCCGCGGCAGAACCGGGACCCCCGGCAGGCCCGGCGGCUGGCCGCAGAGCACGGCGAGGGUGAGGCCGGCUCCAGGCCGCCCGCGGCCCGGGAGGAGGCUGCAGAGUCGGCCCCGCAGGCCAAGCCGGACGGCCCCAAGCGCGAACACCCCCCCGCGAGCCCGGUCCCGCCGCCCGUGGACGGCGGCGCCCCCUCGGCGGGCUCCAGACCUGCCCGCAAGGUGCUGCUGCCCACGCCCCCCGGCGCAGCCGCCUUUCAGCCCGGCUUCCCUUUGCAUGGCGACGCCCAGAGCUUCCCCUCUGCCGGCGGGAGGGACCCUUUCUCUGGGGCCCCUCAGGACAAAGCGCUCGGCUCGUCCCAGUACGAGGAUCCGAGGAACGCUCCGUUUGCCGAGAAAAGUGACCACCCGACCGUCGAGCCUGAAGGAGACAGGGAGCCGCAGUGCAGACCCGGCGAGGGGGCCGCCACUCUCCCGGCACCUGGACAGAGGGUGGGGGGCCCUCCGCCCGUGCCCCAGGGCCAGCGGGAGCCGGCACCACGUGCUUUCGGAACGUCUGGGCUUCAUGGCCCCAGUUUCCCAGGACCGAGGGGGUCCGUUCCUCCUUUCUCAGAGGAGAGUAUGGUUUCCAAUAGCGAUGGGCCACGGGGGCCUCCGCCAGCCAGGUUCGGGGCUCAGAAGGGGCCCAUUCCUUCCUUGUUGUCAGGGCCACACGGGCCCCCUCCCUACGGGGACAGCAGGGGCCCCUCCCCCUCCCACCUUGGGGGACCCAGGGGAGCAGCACCCCAAUUCGAAGACCGGAAGGACCCCCACGGGGAGAAGAGGGAGUUCCAGGACGGCCCGUACGACGAGAUGGCCGGCCCCCCCUCUCAGUUCGAGGGACCAGAACAAGCCCCCUUCAUGGCGGGCAGAGGCACGGCGCCUUUCCAGUUCGGAGGCCAGAGGAGGCCUCUUCUGUCACAGUUUAAGGGCCCCCGAGGAGGUCCCCCUCCCUCUCAGUUUGGAGGUCAGAGAGGGCCCCCGCCCGGCCACUUCGUGGGCCCGAGGGGGCCACAUCCCGGUCAGUUCGAAGGACCCAGAGCCCAGGCACCAAACUUCAUGCCGGGGCCCAGGGGGAUCCAGCCUCAGCAGUUCGAGGAGCAGAGGGUGAGCUCGCCCCCGAGAUUCGCCGGCCCCCGGGCGCCAGCGCCCCUGCCGUUCGGCGGGCCGAGAGGGUCGGCGCCCUUCCCCGAGAAGAGCGAGCCCGCACCGCCCCGCUUCCACUUCCAGGGCCCGCCGGCCCCGGGGCUGAAGCCGGCCCCCAGGCCGCUGCUGGAGCUGCCCAGCCACCCGCCGCCGCACCGGCCGGAGCGCUGGGACGAGGCGCCCGCGCAGGGCCCCGAGGCCGACUUCCGCGAGGGCAAGGGCCACGAGUACAGAAGCCAGGCCUUUGAAGGGCGGCAGCGGGAGCGGUUCGAAGCCGGGCCCAAAGAGAAGCCACUGGAGGAGCCCGAGGCCGCGCCGCCGGAGAGCCGGCCGGGCAGGGCCCUGGAGGAGCGUCGGCGGGAGCGGGGGCGGCGCUGGAGCCGGGAGCGGGACUGGGACCGGGGCCACGAGCGGGGCCGUCACCGCGACAAGGACCCGGGCCGCGAGUGGGACCGGAGUCGGGAGCGCGGCGCCGACAGGGACCGAGGGCGGGAGCCGGAGCGGGCGGCCGAAUGGGGCCGGAGCCGGGAGCGCAGCCGGAACCGGGACCGGGAGCGCCGGCGGGAGCGGGAGAGGUCUCGCAGCAGGGAGCGCGGCCGGGACCGCACCCGCGAGCACGGCCGGGAGCGCAAGGACCGCAGCAAAAGCAAGGAGGGCGCCCGGGACCCCAAAGCCGAGGCGCCUCGGGCCGCCACCCCCGCCGCCCAGACCUAGCGCCGGCCGCGCAACGCUCCCGCGGGGCCGGCGCCCGGGGCGUGGUGAGCGCCUGGGUGUGCAGAGAGCUACGAACUGCGGUGCAGAAUAGAACGUUCUGGACUUCAGCGAUUGCUGUAAUUUUGUGUAUAGUGGUUUCUUACAAAAUUUCACAUCUUUACAAUUCUGUUGCUUUUUAAAAAAAAAAAAAACUAAGAACUGAAUAUUUCCAUUUAAAAUCACUGAAAUGGGAAAGCGUCUACAGAAGCAUAUUGCUUUUUCAAAUUAUAAAGUUAUCUUUUCCAAUAACUUGAGUCUAGUAACUUUUAAGGGAAUUUCAGUGGACCCUAGAGCCAUACCUUCGCUGACCUCUCACCUGUAUUUCUGUUUCCAGAAGCUGUUGUCACAGGUGUCACAGGUGUAGUGCUGGGGGGGGGGGGGCGGUGGCCUGCUUUCUGCUCGCUCCCUGGGGUGUCAGAUGCACAAAAGCCCACAAAUGCAUUUUCCUUUUGUCCUAAAGAAAUUUGAAUUGCAAAUUUCAACCAGGAAACAAAACAUUUCGUAGUUUUGCUCAGUUUUUAUAUAUCACCCUGUACAUUUUUUUUCAAAAACGUGAUUGAAAGCAACAUCUGUCCAAGUAGAAAUUGUUGCAUUUUAAAUAGCAAUCUAUUGAAAAAGGUGUAACCUUUACCAGCCUAAAGAAAGUGAGAAGAUAAGCCAAUUAAGUGUACUUUAAAAGGGGGGUGGGGGGAGGGGGGUUAGUUGGACCUGAAUGAUCAGGAACAUUUUGUUUGUGAAACCCGACCCUCUGAGCAGUCCUUCCUGUGUCCCAGGGAAAGGGCACCAGCUCCAGACUGUUACACUGUCCGGUGAUGCAUUUUAGAGUUUGUCAUUGAAAGCGGAACAGUACUUGUGUGAAGUCUGGGACGGAAACCAGUGACCGUAGUUAGAGAGCUCCAACUCAGGAAGCUGUUGGCUGAAACGGCGGCCUGCCUUCUGUGGCGUAUUUGCAGGUACUUCCGGAGCGUGAGAGGGAGGAAACCUUGCUAAUUUAUUUGACUGUACAAAUACACUUUGAUAAUUUUUUAUAUUUUCAUAGACUUACUUUUGCAAGUGUAAAAUGAGAGAAUUUCAUUCAUUCUUUGGAGUCUGUUCCAUUGCACAUCACUACAGAUUUUUCACUUUCUAGCACAAACGUACAAAUGGUAAGAACACGGAGGACUUAGUGAUUUGGAGGGACUGGGAUUCCAGAGCAAACGUCAGGUGACACCGCAGCCGAGUGCUGAAAGUUCCAACGUCUCAUACGAUGCGAAGGGUUUUUUACAUGUAAAACAAAUUUUUCUAAUUUAAAUACACAAAUGUAAAAAUCAAGUGUGUUUCUUUAGGUUUACUUGAUAGAAAUUUCUGUAAAUUGUAUUUUAUAUUACAAAGUAUUAUAUCACUGUACAUUAAAACACGGAACUGCAUAGGUUUUGUUACUUGAAGUAGAAUAAACAUCUACAGAAGGUU